AUGCAGUCGCUUGCGCAACUAAAGUACCCAUUUCUCCCUUACACCCCGUACACUCCGACACUCCGAUUACUCCUAUACCCCGAACACUCCGGCACUGCGGCCACUGCGGCACUCCGACACUUUCUCAACACAGCAGAGCCGAGAAGAAUGGCAUCAAGACUAGCAGCAUGUGAGCCUUGCAGGAAAUCAAAGCUUGCAUGCGACCAUAACCGGCCAGUUUGUACGCGCUGCAGCAAUAACAACCGAAAAGGCCACUGCGUCUACCGAAAUGCGCCCUUUAAGAGGAAAAGGAUUGAUACUGGCCCAGCGCUGAAUCCUUCACGAAGCACUCGUACCAUCGCCGAUACAGAAUCUAUAGUCCCGGCAUCUGCGCCGGCGCGCACGCCGAAUCGCUACCCGAAUCCAGGGUAUACCGGCUCAUCGAGCCAUGUUGCCAUCUUCAACUACAUUUCUGCAAAGGACAAUAGCCCUAACUCUGUCCUGGAUGGCGAGACAACCUUACCACGCACCCAACCCGAAGAUGACCUUCUCACCCAACGGGGCGCCGACUGCCUCAAGCAACUACUCAGCACGUUCUCUCUCCAGCAUAUGGAAGAUCUCGUCCAGUCUUGGCUCGCAAGGGGUGCGAAUCUCACUCUGACAGGCGGCAUUGUCCAGCAUUGCCUCAAGGGGGUUGACCUGCCAAUAUCAGCGACUUCAUCGAUCGAGGGGUGGCAUCUCGUUAAUGCAAAGUACCUGUCAGCCAAUUCAUCCCAACCUUUUGAGACGUGCAAGACAAUGUCAUUUCCGGGAUUCUGCGCGCAGUUCACCGAUCAGAAUACCCGGUGGGAGACGCUGGGUAUUUUCCUGUCCGCCGUGACCCGCGCCGCGAUGGACACGCCGUUCUUCCAGUCGUUGUAUACCAGCGAGGAGUGGAGACGCACGCUACAGAAAUUCUGCAUGAGAGUAGCGGAUUCCGCGCUCGAGAUUGCGCUCUCGCUGGAUUGUCUCAACGAUCUGCAGCUCUUCUUGCAGUAUGAGAAUUGGAUCGUGCAUACAAAUGUUUAUGGUGACCACAGCUACCAUUCAUGGCGCCGGCUCGGCGACCUUAUAGCUUCGAUCUACGCUCUAGGAUACCAUGAGAAACUGGACAACUAUCCCGACUGCCCACCGUUUCUAACAGAGCUGCGGAAGGCGGUCUUCGCACGAGUAUACUCCGGCGACAAGAACGUCGCUAUUUUCCUUGGUCAGCCUCCGCGUAUAGAUAAGCGGUUCUGCCAUUUUCAGGUUCCAUCUUCUCCAGGCGCCGAAGAUAUUUGGCUUUUAUCUGGCACUGCACCGGGUGGCGUGGAUAUCGCAGAGUGGAGGCCGGAUACGCGCGCGAGUUUCAUGGCGGAAUCCCGCUGGACUGCCAUGUGUGCUUAUUUAAAGGAAGAUAUCUUGUGUCUCCAGCGUGAGAAAGGGAGUGAUGCCGCCGACUUUCAGAGAAGGAUCGCCUCAUUUGAGCGUGACUUCCUCGCCGCAGUGCGUUUAAACCACCUUCAUGUAAUGUUUAUGCUGAGCCUACUGCAACUACGCACACCAGCAGAGCCAGAUACAUCUACUGUUGAAAUUGCAGAGGAGAUAAUCUCGCUGAUCGUGGACUUGAUCCUUCUUCGAGACCAGAUUGUGAAUUCUGGGACGAGUCUUGUGUGGAAGAUAACGUACUACGCCCUCCCAGCAGCAGGAAUCCUCCUUCUCGCUCUCCUAAACCAGCGCACCUCACCGACAGCACCACGCCUCAUGGGUCCCAAAGUCCUACAACAUCUCACGAUUCUUGCCGCGGAGCUCCAAGCAGGGUCAAUUAUUCAACCCUGUCAACCCAACUUCGAGCUCAUAUCCAAGGCCAUGCAGACUAUCCAGAGUUUUCUAGACUCCGUCGCUGCAGAUGCGAUGCAGGUCGCGCCAGGAUUUCUCAGUGGGACGAUGGAUGAGUGGCCGAGGUUUGCGAACCAGCAGACGUUGGAUUUUGAGAUUGGGUUUUGGCAGUCCCUCGCUGAUCAUCCAUUAUUGAAUCAGUUCGUGGACGGGGUCCUGUUUGAGUGA
This is a messenger RNA of Aspergillus nidulans FGSC A4, 2064 nucleotides long. RefSeq lists its product as uncharacterized. Gene Ontology annotation, molecular function: zinc ion binding; DNA binding; DNA-binding transcription factor activity, RNA polymerase II-specific. NCBI's taxonomy places the organism in Eukaryota, Fungi, Ascomycota, Eurotiomycetes, Eurotiales, Aspergillaceae. Bases 1 to 2064 code for a protein of 687 amino acids. The record is from RefSeq and is a predicted model, not a curated record. Gene Ontology annotation, cellular component: nucleus. Gene Ontology annotation, biological process: regulation of transcription by RNA polymerase II; DNA-templated transcription; regulation of DNA-templated transcription. The transcript has 5 exons.